UAAUUUAUUUUAAUAGCCAUGAAUGUAGUUAGGAACUGGAGUUAGUUUGACUUAUAAAGAGAUUGUCGUUGUGUGCUUGAUCAUUUGCCUCACUGACAAACAAGGCCUAUCACAUUGUUCUCCUGCAAAUCACCUCCUUCUGCCGUCAUCGGCACCCUUUUCUUCUUAUCACUCCUCUUCCAAACAUAUUUAUCUACUGAUGCUGAAGGGUACACAGCAUGUGAGCCUUUUAUCUGUGGGAGACUGCGUCGUGUUUGGGGAAUGUUGAAAUGUAAAUGGUUUGGGAGUGAAGAAAGUAAGAGGAAAGAAGGAGGUAGCUUCGUGGGAGAAGUGAGAAGAACUGCUUCCAUAGCUUUCUUUUAUGAGAGAGAGGGUUCUGAGGGAACUGAGUAAAAGUGUGAGAAUGGACGAUAAACAUAGUCACAUCCACACCUCGCCCCUAGCCUUCGCAUUCACCGUCUCUUGCUUCUUCUGCAUCGCUUUGCCACGUUCCCACUCUCAACCAUCGCCGUCGCCUUCGCCGUCGCCACCGCUUUGUGCUGAGCAGUUAUACCGGUGCAACAUAAGCGUCUCCGCCAUCUUCGAUCCUUCCUGGGAAAAGAUUCCACCCUCUCAAUGUAACGGCGCCGAUCCAUCAUCCCUGCUCAGCUGCCAUUCUCAUUAUGAAUCUCAAAAUUUCACAGUGAAGGAUAUCGACAACACCACUCACACCAUGAAAGUGAUGCUAAGACCCCCUCUCGACCUUGUCUGUUCUACUCCCUUUUUUGACGGCUACCUGAACCUCGAUUACGAUAACUUCAAAAACACUCUGAUCCUGUAUAAGGCGCCAGUGCAUAAAAUCAUCAUAUACGAAGAUUGUCCUACAAUCCCAGAUUUCCCUUCAAAACGCAGUUUUAAGUGCGGGGCUGUUCUGUAUUAUUUUGAGGACAAAGAGGAGAGGCUCCACAGAUACCCACAGCUACAAAAUUGCAAGAAUCGUUGGGACGUGCCUGCUGCCGCUCCUCUGGAUCGUUAUGAUGACACUGAUGAUGGAGCUGGAGUUCUGAAAGAAGCUAUCAAUAAUGCGUUUGAGGUCAAGUAUGGUAUUCCUGAUGGUUGCACAAGAUGCAGUGAAAGUGACGAAAGUUGCUCUCCAUAUGGUUAUGGUUAUGAUGAACAUCUAGUUUCAUGCAGCUAUUGCCCAAAUGAACAGUGUUCUCUCAAAAAAAGACGAGUGAAUUGGAGAGCGAAAAUCGUUAUAGGUACUGCAAGUGGAGCAACGGGAAUAUUCAUGAUAUGCCUCAUAAUAGGUUGUAGAAAACGUAUGUCAUCAACAAGAAAGGAAAAGUUUCAUAUUACUAAUGAGCAAGAUAUUAAAGUAUUCUUAAAAGAUCAUGGAACUCUAGCACAAAGGAAAUAUACAUUUUCAGAAGUCAAGAAAAUGACGAAGAACUUCACAGUGAAACUGGGUGAAGGUGGGUUUGGUGUUGUAUACAAAGGAGAGCUACACAAUGGGUACCAUGUGGCUGUAAAAUUAUUAAGGGCAUCAAAAGGAAAUGGCAAAGACUUUAUCAAUGAAGUUGCCAGUAUCAGUAAAACUUCUCAUGUUAAUGUUGUCCAAAUUCUUGGAUUCUGUUUAGAAGGAAAGAAGAAAGCACUUAUUUAUGAAUUCAUGCCUAAUGGUUCCCUCGACAAGUUUAUCGGUAAUAAGGGACUAGAAAGCACUCCAUUCUUGAGUUGGGAUAAUGUGUUGCAAAUUGCAAAAGGGAUAGCGAGAGGACUAGAGUACCUGCACAAGGGAUGCAACACUCGUAUUUUACACUUUGACAUAAAACCACAUAACAUUCUUUUGGAUGACAACUUCUGUCCCAAGAUAUCAGACUUUGGGCUUGCAAAACUUUGUCCUGGGAAAGAGAGCACUGUUUCAGUUUCAGAUGCGAGAGGAACAAUAGGAUAUGUAGCUCCUGAAGUGUGCAACAAACAUUUUGGUGGAGUAUCACAAAAAUCUGAUGUGUAUAGCUAUGGAAUGAUGCUACUAGAAAUAGUGGGAGUGAGGAAUAAUAUUAAUGANGAAGCCACUGAAACAAGUGAAUACUUCCCAGAUUGGAUAUACAGAAAGCUGGAGCAAGANCAAGAUUUGAGAAGUGAUGAUGUGAUAGNGACAAAAGAAAAAGAGACAGAAAGGAGAAUGAUUGCAGUUAGUUUGUGGUGCAUUCAAACCCUUCCUAAGGAUAGACCUACUAUGAGUAGAGUAAUAGAAAUGUUAGAAGGUAACAUGAAUUCCCAAGAAAUACCCCCAAAACCUGUUCUUUCUUAUCCCUCAACUGGAUUGGUGCAAGAAUGGACCACUAGUUCCUUGCAGUCUGAGUAG
This is a messenger RNA of Vigna radiata var. radiata (mung bean), 2350 nucleotides long. RefSeq names its product LEAF RUST 10 DISEASE-RESISTANCE LOCUS RECEPTOR-LIKE PROTEIN KINASE-like 2.4. The transcript is spliced from 5 exons. The record is from RefSeq and is a predicted model, not a curated record. NCBI's taxonomy places the organism in Eukaryota, Viridiplantae, Streptophyta, Magnoliopsida, Fabales, Fabaceae. Gene Ontology annotation, molecular function: ATP binding; protein kinase activity. Gene Ontology annotation, biological process: protein phosphorylation. Bases 362 to 2350 code for a protein of 662 amino acids.